Molecule: messenger RNA, 483 nt
Organism: Prorocentrum cordatum
Lineage: Eukaryota; Dinophyceae; Prorocentrales; Prorocentraceae
Source: the annotation of a GenBank genome assembly
AUGAGUGCGACUGGCGACCCGCAUCUUGUAAAUCUGCACGGGCAGCAUUUCGACUUGAUGAAACCUGGCGUCCAUGUCCUUCUUCAUGUGCCCUUCAAGGCGCGUCCAUCGCAAGUGGUUCUCCUAGUGGAGGCUGACGCCCAGAGGAUAGGGGGUGAUACUUGCGCGGAUACGUACUUCAUGAGCAUCAACAUAACGGGAAAAUGGGUAGAGUCCAAAGUCCACGCGCUCGGGAUGGCUGGCGGCGGACUCUCCUUCAGCGCGGGCUCCGGGAAAGUCCACACUGGCACGAAGUGGAUAUCUUUCGGGAAAGUGAUGUUGAAAGUGGUGCACGGUCGCACAAAUACAGGCAUAGCAUACUUGAAUUUCUUCGUCCGCAACUUGCGUCACGCGGGCUACCUCGUGGGAGGGCUCCUAGGGGAGGACGAUCACGAGGAUGCGACCACCGUGAGCAGCGCCUGCAAGAACGUCGUCGACAUCUGA